Messenger RNA from Metarhizium brunneum ARSEF 3297, 372 nucleotides. RefSeq lists its product as uncharacterized. Lineage: Eukaryota; Fungi; Ascomycota; Sordariomycetes; Hypocreales; Clavicipitaceae. The record is from RefSeq and is a predicted model, not a curated record.
AUGGGUACCAAGUCUGCCAAUAGGGCUGACCUCGAUGACCAGAUCGCGACUUACCUCAACAUCGAUUCUGACAGUGGUUUCGCGCCCCCCACGUGGCAGUCACAUGUUGGCACCGUCUUAAUCGCUCGGAAGGACAGGAGCCCAUUACUUCCGCAGCAUUUUGAGGGCGUGUGGAUGUACUGCGACUACAUUCUAGACCUCUUUGGAGAAGGACAAGGCGCGCCGAGGUGGCUAUACAAUCGUCCGGCGUUUGAGAAGUGGUGGGAAGGUUACUGCAAGGAACAGAAGUGUAUGCGCUCCGGGAAGGGAGGCAAGCAAGAUCCUGACGAUUGGCGGGCCGUCGGGUCGCCAUACGAAAGCGAAGACUCCUGA